Messenger RNA from Haliotis rufescens (red abalone), 8906 nucleotides. Its product is annotated as pumilio homolog 1-like. Gene Ontology annotation, molecular function: mRNA 3'-UTR binding. The coding region runs from base 149 to 3373 and encodes 1074 amino acids. Gene Ontology annotation, cellular component: cytosol; cytoplasm. The transcript is spliced from 21 exons. The record is from RefSeq and is a predicted model, not a curated record. Gene Ontology annotation, biological process: regulation of mRNA stability; miRNA processing. NCBI's taxonomy places the organism in Eukaryota, Metazoa, Mollusca, Gastropoda, Lepetellida, Haliotidae.
CGCGGAAUGACGUCAUGCAUAUCCCACAUGGUACCCAACAUGCAUUUCGCAGACAAAAUGUCGUUCGCCAUAUUGUAAGACAUUCCUAUUGGGUCAACCUUUAUCCGAUGCAAUCAAGGUUGACGCAAAGUGCUAGAAUGAACAGUCAAUGCCUGUUUCAAGUAUGAACGAAGUUUCUUGGAACGACAGCCAAGGGAUGUUGACAAAUUCACGAGAAAUGGCGGGGAUAAGACAAAACCAAGGACCAGGUAGUCGAUCGCAGGACGAUGCCAUGGUUGGCUACUUUUUCCAGAGACCACAAUCGGAUACGGAACUUAUGGGUGGAUACACUAAUAAGCGAUGGGCAGUAGGGGACGACAGUGUCAUAGAACAGGCGAGAGGGAUGCAGGUUCAAGAUUUAGAAAGAGACUUCCAUGGAUUGACACUCUCUCGCGAGAUCAAUCCUUCAAAAAAGAUAUGGGAGGUUGGCGAGGAGGGACACAAGGGAGGGGAUGGGGGCAAGAGUGGCAUCUUCACAGGACACCACCCCUGGACGACGCGGGAUGACACAUGGAGUGGGCCAGAAACCAGUGCUCUCGGUGUGAAUAUGGUCGAGUAUGUCCUUGGCGGCUCGCCUACCGGAAAGGACAUGGAAGGACGAAUGAGAAUGAAAGGGACUUUCGUAAGUCGUUUUCAGAAUACACCUGUAGCGGCCCAGGACCCAAGUAUAGUGGAAGCAUCCACUGAAAAGAAAAGCAAGACACCAUCGCCAUUUGAGGACGACGGCGGUGACCGCGGAGAGGAGAAUAAAGACAUGCAGCAGAAUGGUAUCCUGCAGAAUGGACUGGACGAUGGUCAAGGGUUCAGAGGAGGGAGCAGACAAACCUCCCCUACAGGUGAUGAAGGCAAGGUCCCUCCCCCCCAGCUCCAGCUGGACCCCAGUAAGAUGCAGCUGAAGCCAGAUGGGGACUUCCUGGACCAGCAGCCGUCCUUGGUUGUGCACCAGCAAGGCUUUCAGCUGGACACCCCCCAGUUUGAACCUGUGGGCAUCGAUCCUGGGCAGUUUGACUACAGCAGUCAGCUCAUGCCUUCCAUGGAUAGUCCAAAUUUCAACAUGGAUUACAACCAGCUUCUGCAGCGUCAGCAACAACAGCAGCAGCCCAUUGCUGUACUGACCCAACAGCAGUAUGCAUUGGCAACACAGCAACAGCAACUGGGCUUGGCCCCUACUGCAAUUGCUCCACCCCCCUACGUUCUGAGCGCGCAGGAUCCGUAUACUGUGGGGAUCCCAAUUGCAGGCCCGACAGUAAUUCACCCUCAGUAUUAUGGGGUACAAACACCAUGGGGUAUAUACCCUGCCAACCUCAUACAGCAGCCACAAGGGCAGCAGACCCCCCAGGGCAUGCAGCAACAACAGACGCAGAUGAUGCCACGGCAGAGCAAUGGGAGGCCGCUCACGCCGUCCCAACAGAAUGAUGGCAUGGGAACGCCUCAGACACUUCAAGCACAACCACUUCAGGCUCCAAAUAUGACUGUUGCAGAUGCUGGCUACCAAAUCCUUGCACCUGCUUAUUAUGAUCAAAAUGGACAGUUAGUGAUGGGUAAUCCUCGUGGCAUUGGCACGCCAGUCCGCCUCGUUUCUCCAGCUCCAGUUCUUGUCAGUGCUAAUGCCAAUCAACAAGGUGGGAACAGCUCCAUGGGCAACAACACGCUGCGGCUUCUGACAACUCAGCCUCAGCAAGUUCAGACCCCGCCAGUCGUCUUGUCUAGUAGCAACAGCAACUCCCAGCAACAGAGUAGCUCUUUAGCAGGCUAUACCCCCUCCAGCAGCCUGGGCUACACUCAAGUAACCACCAGUCUGUUCACCCCAAUAGCUGCCAAUCUUAGUCUCAACCCCCAGCAACAGACCAGCUACAGUAGCAACGGACUCGCAAGUCUAGGCUCGUCCACGCCCGGAGCGAUAGGAUCAGGUCAGCGCCGGGAAUCGUUUGACGUGAAGCGGCAACAGCUACCCGUUGGUGGCUAUUACAGCCAACUGAGUGGGAUGGCCUCCCCGGCCGGCCCUGGAGGUCUCAUGCAGCCAGGGCAGUCAAUGACACCGCCCCCAUCACUAUCUGGAUCAACCUCGAAUCUCACACUAGGAUCGUGGGAUAAUUGUGGCCUGGGUGGUAGCGGGCGCCCCUACUCCGCAGCCCCGGGUGCAGAAGCCAAGUACAGAGCUGGACUUAUCUCACCUGCCAAUGGUCUGUUUGGGAACUCCACUUUGUUCCAGAAUCGUAAUUUUGCAUCUCGAAGUGCUAGUUUGUCGAAGGAGGUGACAGGACGUAGCCGUCUGCUUGAGGACUUCCGUAACAACCGUAUUCCAAAUCUCCAGCUGAAGGACCUCGUCAAUCAUGUGGUCGAGUUCUCUCAGGACCAACAUGGUUCAAGAUUCAUUCAACAGAAACUUGAGCGUGCCACUCAUCAAGAAAAGGCGAUGGUGUUCGGAGAGAUUCUCACAGCGGCCUACAGUCUCAUGACGGAUGUCUUUGGAAAUUAUGUCAUCCAAAAAUUCUUCGAGUUUGGAUCCUCCGAUCAGAAGCAGACCCUAGCUCAGCGGGUACGAGGCCAUGUAUUGCCUCUUGCUCUACAGAUGUACGGCUGUCGAGUUAUCCAAAAAGCAUUGGAAUCCAUACCAGCAGACAUGCAGGUUGAGAUUGUGAAGGAGCUGGACGGACAUGUGUUGAAGUGUGUGAAAGAUCAAAAUGGCAAUCAUGUAGUACAAAAGUGUAUAGAGUGUGUAGACCCCAAACAUCUUCAGUUCAUCAUUGAUGCCUUCAAAGGCCAGGUUUUCACACUGUCAACCCACCCCUACGGCUGCCGUGUCAUCCAGCGAAUCCUGGAACACUGCAUGCCUGAACAAACAAUGCCGAUCCUUGAAGAGCUGCAUGAACACACCGAGCGCCUAGUGCAAGACCAGUACGGCAACUACGUCAUUCAGCAUGUUCUGGAACAUGGCCGCCCAGAGGAUAAGAGCAAGAUUGUAACCAUGAUCAGAGGCAAAGUCUUGCUUCUCAGUCAACACAAAUUUGCCAGCAAUGUUGUAGAGAAAUGUGUGUCCCAUUCAUCCCGGCAAGAGAAGGCGUUUCUCAUUGAAGAGGUCUGCUCUAUUAAUGAUGGUGCGCUGUACACAAUGAUGAAGGAUCAGUUCGCCAACUAUGUUGUGCAGAAGAUGAUCGAUGUGGCAGAACCACCACAGCGCAAGAUACUCAUGCACAAGAUCCGUCCUCACAUUGGAACCUUGCGCAAAUACACGUAUGGCAAGCAUAUUCUUGCCAAACUAGAAAAGUUCUUCCUGAAAAACAACUCUGACCUGGGACCCAUUGGAAUGCCCCCAAAUGGAGCACUUCCAUGAAGAGCAUUACUUUUUGUGUCUGAAGAGUAAAAUAGUUUAUACUACUGGGAUCCAAAAACAGACCCUGUUUUAUCAACUGCGAAACAGUUCUGUAUUGGAUAUUUCUACAGAGAUAGAAAUAAGAUUGCGGUUGCGAUAACAAAACCACCCCUAAUGUCCGUUUCCCAGUGUAUACUAAUGUUACUCUUCCGGCUAAUCCUUUUUUGAAAUCCGUUUCUCGGAAAUGAGAUUCGGUAGAAGAUUUUAUUUUUGCUUUCACCUUUCUCAAAUUUGUUUUCGCAUCAAUUUUGCUGACUUUAUUGGUCGAGCGAGAAUCAAACGCCGAGUUUGCAAGUCCGAAGGAGAUGCUCAUUCACAUGCCAGGUUUACAAUAGUAGUUUGUACUAAUGUGGUAUUUUACUUGUUUACACAGUUUGGGAGGUCUAGUUAGGGGUUUUCUCUUUGCUUUUUCUUAACCAUCCAUAGGUAGAUUUUGUGACAGUAUCUAUAUAAUCCAUUAUAUUCUUGUUGUCGCUUGUGUGACUAGUGCCUUUGUGGGUUUGUUGAUCGGGCAGAGGAUAGUAAUUGCAUGUCUGGCUCAAACUGUAGAAAGCUGCUUAGCAGGUUCUUGCAUCAUUAGGAAUCACUUUGAGGGAGUUAACGUUGAAAUUGACUUAAGGACGGAAUUUACAGUUGAAAUUGUUUGAUUUUUAGUAAUUGAUAUACCAGGUGGAGGUGAUCAGUCCCUUUUUGGAGAGAGGUGCUUUGACCAACAAUCAGGUGACAGGUUGACUAUUUGGCUCCUGAUCUUCGUAUGGUAUUAAGUCUGUUGAUGCGAGGGCCCAUUUGGAACCUUGGCAACACCCAUAAGGUUACUGCACCUGCAAUUCUUUAUUGAAUGUUGUUGUGAAUGUUGUACAUUUAUCAGUGUUUUUUUUUUUCCAUUUUUUUUCUCUUCUUCUCAAUGAAGAUAGGCAAUGGGCCAAAGUGAGUAGGAAGGUGGAGAAUUGAGCCAGUUCACAAUUGUUGACCUUGCAGUAACACAGGAUAUUGCUAAAGUUACCUCUUAAACUAUCUUUGUAAGAGUAUAUAUCAUAUGUGAAGUUAGCAGUUGAUAUUUGAGAAUUCUAGAAUAAGGAUUUCUAGCACUAGCUAUGUUCUGUCAUUAUGCACAGCUUGUUGAUGUGAAUACUUAUAAAGUGACAUUAUGUUGGCUUCCAAACUGUAUAACUUGUCUGAAUGGUAAGGUUAAAGCUCUGCUUCACUUCAUUCUGCAGAAUAGAUAGGUGAAAGUCUCAAAAUAGUUGAUUUGUACAUUGCAACCCGGUUCAACCAAAGAUCUUGAUUUAUUUGAAUAAAGACAAACUACUUAGAUCCUUUAGUUCCUCUGCCAAUAUGUAUAUAGAAAGAUACAAUAAUCCGCCAGUGGAGACAAGGCAGGUGGUGAACUGAGUCAGCUUGGUGAUCAGCCCAUCCAACCAUAGCUCAUAAGCAGCUGUCAUAAUGUCCGUAGGAAUGUCAUCCAUACUCCAUGAAAAGGACUUUCCCCCAAGUACUUAACUCUCUUAAAGAAGUACAUAUUUCUGUCAGUAUAAAUACUCUUAAAGAAGUACAUAUUUCUGUCAGUAUAAGAAUGUAAUCUCGUUUUUCAUUGGUCAGCAUACACCAAAGUUCCUAUAUUGUCCUGGUACGCCUCUGUGUAGAUUAGACAUAACCAUGUUCUUGUAAAUCAGGAAAAAUAAUCAGCAAGAUUUCAAUACAGUGAAACGAUAUAUAUUGUGAUUGACUUAGGCAUGGAGUAUGGAUCUUCUACCUUAGAAAUUGUCCGAGUGAUCUUGUAAUCUAAACGUAACAAAGGCUGUUGCACUGGAAUAAUAUUGUAUGGAUGUGUCAGAAUUAGAUACGUCUUUAUUGAAAUUAUUAGUUUCUCAGAGCCAGUGAAGAGAGAUAUUACAGGUCACUGAAUAUUCUUCUUGUAACUGAUCAGGUAGUUCUCUAUUUCUGUCUGUUUGGGAAAUUUUCAUGCCAAAGUUUGCCACAUCCAUCCACCUGUGACACAACAGGAAUCAAAAAAGCAUUUUGUGUUGGAAUCAAAUAAUAACUACAGGCAACUGUUGAAUAUUUUGUAUCUAUUGCAAAAAGGAUUCAUUGUAUAUAACAUUGUCAAACGACUUGAAACUCAUUUGUACAAUCUAGCAUUAUUCUCCAAAAGAUCUGGUUUGUAAAAAAAAUAUCUUUGAAUGUUGUCUCCGAAAAUCUGAUUUUCAUGAGUUUAAAGGAGGACUGUAAUAUAUAUUUAGAUGUGUAAAACUAUAGUGUUCAAACCAUAACAUUGUACAAUAGCGUUUACAUUCUGGUGAUGUAUGUUAAGAUGAGAUCAUUAACAUCUCCAACAUAAACUUGUACAAAUCUCACAAGUUCCAUUUCAAACAUGCGAUCUGUCUCGCUUUGUAAAUUUUUACAUAUAAAACCUUACAUACAGUGUAAAGAAAAAGGAAUUUUGACAAUGUACUUCAUUUUCUGCAUCAACUUGUUUUCCCAUCUAUAUUUUGUUUGUCAAUCAACUAGUGAUAGUUCUAGAUAUCAAAGUAUCUGGUAUUGAAUUGGAAAAGUGAUGAAAUUAGUGCUGCAAGAUAUUUUUGCAGGGCCAAGAAAUUGUAAAAGAAUUGGUUCUCAGGCAGUGGUUGUUAAGUACUGGUAACCAUGGGGAUAAUUUCCCAACCAUGCUAAGUGAGUUGUCCUGAACCCAGAAAUAUAGAUCUUUACAUUUUGUCUGUUUGCUUACACUCAAUGCCUGAGAACCAAUCGGAUGAAUUUAUUUUAGUAAGUCCUGUCUGUUCAAGUUAUAAGGGUACAUACAAUACAGUUCUUGUACAAAACUUCUGAUGCUGUGGAUGCACAUACGUGGCUAGUUCCCUGUCAAUUCAACUAGACUGUCAUCCGGCCUCGAACCCAUCUCUGAUACUGAAGGUCUGAAGACAAUAUUGUUAGGUUGGUAUGUUUUGGCAUUCGAGUGGACAAAGAGACCAAUUUCAACCGUUAAUAUCAGAGAUGGGUUCUUUCAGGACUUGCGUAUAUUAAACAAACUUGUUCAUCACUGCCUAUGCAACUGCUUGUACAGCUGUCGCCAGAAACUUAAGGUUGUACCAACCAACCUUCCAGGUGUAAAGUGUAAAUAGAGACAGAACAGUGUAUAGAAAGAUUUGUAUAAAAUCAUGGUGGCCAACUCAUUGUAUGUAAAUUUCUCCCAUCUAACCUGCGUGUAUGCCACACACUCUCCUUGUAAGCUACCCACCUUUUUGUAAAGAGAUAUUCAAGUAUUUUGUAAUGGUUAUGUUCAUAAAAUCACUUUUGUAACAUUAUGUGCAUAGGAAUUCAAUGGCCUUAAUUUUCUAUCAGCUUGUACAAAUGUAAAGAAGCCGGUGUAACCGCUGUGUAAAGAUACAAACCAUACUGGUGCUAUAUAUAGAGGAUAAGAUUAAAACCUAUUAGAUUUGAAACGUCAAAUAAUCUUGUACAGAGGGACUCGUCUGAACGAGGGAAGUAUCACUAUGUAAAUUUGGAGCUCCACCAUCCUUUGUGAAUAUGGCACAUUUCUCAAUGAAACUCUGAUAGUCCAUCCUGAUCAGCUACUGGACUGGACCUGCCGACCCAACAUUCAAAUCUCACUGCAGGGGAGAUAACUGCUUCCUACUUUUCAUUUUGUGUUGCGUACAGUCGAAAGCUGCACAAGUUGUUACCCACUGGAAUAGUUCAGGGUCUCGAUUAACAACAUUCCAAUGUUUGCUAUUUCAAUAUCCUGUGCCUAUACUGGAAGAAAGUUUCUGUCACAGCAUGGUUAAAAUCCCCUGCAGUGAUAUUGGGUUGAGUCGUCAACCAGUCAAUGUCGGUAAUCAGGUUUUGCCCUUGAAAGGUGUAUGACUGACUGUUGCUGGUAACCAGUGCCCCAAGUUUGCGGGACAGGAGGCAUAGGUGUAUAUUAUUAUGUUGCAUUUAAUAACGUUGUCUGUGUUUAUCAUAUAAUCCUAUUGUAAUAUUUCAUAUAUAUUUCCCAUUUUUUUUUGCACUCAUCUGUAGUUAGUAUUGUAAUAUUUUUGUGAAAUUUGUCAAUAGUCGGCCAAAUGAAAUAAACAGCAGCAGGUGUACAUUAUUACUCUCUCGUGUAGAUUGACAUGUGUACAAAUGUACAUUUUGUAAAUCGGAUUUGCUAUCUGACAGUUUUAUAUAUUAAUAUGUACAGAGAUCACUUUCGUUAUUAAAACCCAGGAAACAUUUCGCAUCAUUUGUACAAAUGUCACUAACUAUCACCAAUGAAUUUGAGUAUUUUCAAAUUUUAUUCUAGUUGUGCUAAGUUUGCACUAAAAUUGGGACCUGUUAUUUUCAGCUGUUCAAACCAUUGGUAACAUUGAAUACAUUUCUCAGUAUUUUGUGCAUGUUGUUUUCUUAUCAUAGACAGAAUGUCUUGCAAGGUAGCAUUUUUGGUUGUAACAUAUCUUCAAAGACUUCAUUUCCCUUUCUACUCUGUUUUAUAAGUUCUUGUGGAAAGGGCUUUUUGUACUGGAGUUUCAGUGGCAUGGUUUCACACUUUCACCUUGGAAAUAUUUAUCUAGUCACUGUGGAACUACUGUUAAAUGGAAGAAAUACCUGGCUUUGUCCUUUCUAUUUAAAAAUAAUCCGAUUGUUUGAAUUUUACUUCCUAGUUUGUCCUGACUUCUUAAAGUCAGGAGAAAUUCUAUUGCCUAUGGCUUGAUGCUUGUGUGAUAUAUAUAUAUUUUAACCUCAGAAUUGGAUUUGAAGUGGUCUGAUAUUGUCCUGAAGGCACUUGACAGUUACUUUCUGACACAUUUAAUCAAGGAUUUAACAUUUUACCUUCUUACAUAUUUAAUAUGUCCAUGCUUUGAUGUUUUAUUUGUCAACAGCACAGGGCCCAAAUUGAUAUGCUGUAGAGGUGUUGGAUAGACUUGAUGUAGCAUGCGGAAAUGUUUUCCUUAACAUUUUUUUCAAAUCCCUGGGGUAAAGCUGUUUGUCUCAACCCCCUUACCAUGAAUGGUUCUUCCAACAAAGCAGGGGUAUUUGGUAAGAUAGUGCUAUGUGUUUAUCUAGAUAUUCUAUUUGCCUUGAAUUUUCCCCUUUGACUAGGUAUGUGUUUGCCAUUAUUCCAUAUAUCAUUGUGUGCAUGUAUGUUUUGUAGAUUGGAACAGAAAGAUAAAUCAUACUUGUAUAUUGUUCAAUGUGUAUUGUAAUGUAAUUUAGCUUCUGUAUAUUUGUCCGAUACAAAUCAUGUAUAUUUAUCAGGUUUUUAUUCCCUAUUUAACAGUAACUGCUGUUUAUCUUGUAAAAAUGUAUGAAUCGUUUUGGGGAGUUCACAUCUACAUUGUGAGUCACGGGCCGAACCAGCUGUAAACAGUCAAUUUCAUCCAUUGCAUCAUGUAGUCUUGCCAAACUCUACAACCCCACUGGUAGCUUUGGUAAAUGUACAUGCUGUAUAAAGAUUGUACAAGUGUAAGAAGCCGUGUUUUGCUAUAGACAAAUAAAGUUAUCAUAUGAUUGUGAA